Messenger RNA from Penicillium coprophilum, 252 nucleotides. RefSeq lists its product as uncharacterized. The coding region runs from base 1 to 252 and encodes 83 amino acids. The transcript has a single exon. Lineage: Eukaryota; Fungi; Ascomycota; Eurotiomycetes; Eurotiales; Aspergillaceae. The record is from RefSeq and is a predicted model, not a curated record.
AUGAAACAGGCACUGAACAAUACACCCGAGCAGGUCGAGGGCAAAAGCCAUAAUCGCCCCGUUAAUUACUGGGGCUGCGGUCUGAUCGGACUGAAGCUGAUUACAGGGGGACCAAUGAGGGCGAGGAUCGUGUCCGGCCCUACCUCAAAGAGUACAGGAGGUUCUUGCGGAUUUACAGGAAAAGUCGCCGUUAGCCAGGAUUUCCCGAAACCUGCUGAAAGAAGCUCCGAGCUCACGGAUGAUGGCUGCUGA